GGACUGCGGUUGAAUGCGAUUGCGUUCAGGCUGCACUCCUAGCCCUGCAGCCGCUGAUAAUAACAGCAACAGUCCCAUCAUGUUGGUGUGCAGUGUCAGUGCUGCCGCGAACCGCAGUUAUUGGUCGGCCGCGGGGGAAUCAUAACAGCGGCAACAAGGUCGGCAUCGGGGACGCGGCCCGUGGGACAGCCUAGAACACUCACACCGUUCCUAACCACCGCCCGUUCCUUCCAUACCUGCCCGAGGGGCGGACGGCUACUGGUUCUGCUCUAGAUUAUUUUUUUUCUGCAUGUUUUUUUUCCCCCACCGGAGACGGACGGAAGGAGUAUCCCCGCGGUUAGCAGCCGUCUCUGGCCUCCAUCACUCUGCGGCCCUUGGAUAUGUGUGUGAAGGCAAUGAAAAUGCAUUCCUUGCUUGCUUCAGAUAUUCUGUUAUGAGAAGAAACUGACGGCCCAAACUUCAGGAAUCUUUGCUCCUCGGUGCAGCAUGGCGGGUUUCAAAAGAGGAUAUGAUGGGAAAAUAGCUGGGCUUUAUGACUUGGACAAAACCUUGGGAAGGGGACACUUUGCUGUGGUCAAACUCGCCCGCCAUGUGUUUACAGGGGAGAAAGUGGCCGUUAAGGUAAUUGACAAGACCAAAUUAGACUCUCUGGCCACGGGGCAUCUUUUCCAAGAAGUAAGAUGCAUGAAAUUAGUACAGCAUCCAAACAUAGUCCGCCUGUAUGAAGUCAUUGACACGCAGACCAAACUCUAUCUUAUCUUGGAACUCGGAGAUGGCGGCGAUAUGUACGAUUACAUAAUGAAGCACGAAGAAGGUCUCAGCGAAGAUUUGGCCAAGAAAUAUUUUGCUCAGAUAGUACAUGCGAUUUCCUACUGCCACAAGUUGCACGUGGUUCACAGAGACCUGAAACCAGAGAAUGUGGUCUUCUUCGAGAAGCAGGGACUUGUGAAAUUGACAGAUUUUGGUUUUAGCAACAAGUUCCAGCCCGGGAAGAAGCUGACGACAAGCUGCGGUUCUUUGGCUUAUUCUGCUCCAGAGAUACUACUUGGAGAUGAGUACGAUGCUCCUGCAGUAGAUAUUUGGAGCCUUGGCGUUAUUCUCUUCAUGUUAGUAUGUGGCACCCCCCCAUUCCAAGAGGCAAAUGACAGUGAAACGCUCACUAUGAUCAUGGACUGCAAGUAUACCGUACCCAAGCACGUGUCCAAAGAGUGCAAGGAUCUAAUCACCCGCAUGCUACAGAGAGAUCCUAAACGAAGAGCAUCGCUGGAGGAAAUUGAAAAUCAUCCAUGGCUUCAAGGAGUGGACCCUUCUCCGGCCACCAAGUACAAUAUCCCUCUUGUGUCCUACAAAAAUCUCUCUGAGGAAGAGCACAAUAGCAUCAUACAACGUAUGGUCCUAGGAGACAUAGCUGACAGAGAUGCCAUUGUGGAUGCCUUGGAAACCAACAAAUACAACCACAUCACAGCAACUUACUUCCUGCUAGCGGAAAGGAUUCUCCGAGAGAAGCAAGAAAAAGAAAUCCAGGCCAGAUCGGCCAGUCCCAGUAACAUCAAAGCCCAGUUCAGGCAAUCUUGGCCAACAAAAAUUGAUGUUCCUCAGGACCUGGACGAUGAUUUGACUGCUUCUCCAAUAGCUCAUGUGGCUGUUCCACCGUCUCCUGCUCGCAGUGCAGAGAAUGUGCUCAAUGGGCAUAGAAAUAAAGGUCUUGUGGACCCAUUGAAGAAAGAGGAUGUUCCCGAUUUUACUGGGACAGCAGUUUCUGCGCUUCCUUCUGUGAACCCAACAACAAGCGGAAGAAAGUGUCUCUUUAGGGUGGAGGAGGAUGAAGAGGAAGAUGAAGAAGAAAAGAAGCCACUUCCUCUCUCUGCACAAGUUGUUCUAAGACGAAAACCCUCUGUUACAAAUCGUCUCACUUCAAGAAAGAGUGCGCCAGUGCUCAAUCAGAUUUUUGAGGAAGGAGAGUCAGAUGAUGAAUUUGAUAUGGAUGAAAAUCUUCCACCAAAGCUAAGUAGAUUAAAAAUGAAUAUCGCAUCCCCUGGUACAGUGCACAAAAGAUACCACAGAAGGAAAAGUCAAGGCCGGGGAUCCAGCUGCAGUAGCUCAGAAACUAGCGACGAUGACUCCGAGAGUCGACGACGUCUGGAUAAGGAUAGCGGGUUUACCUAUUCGUGGCAUCGAAGAGACAGCAGUGAAGGUCCACCUGGUAAUCAAGGUGAUGGUGGAGGUCAAAGUAAACCGAGUAAUGGAAAUACUGGAGUAGAUAAAACAAGUCCCAGUGAUAACAAAGGAGGAGGCAGCCCUUCCAACACAUCAGGUGGUAACUCAAAUAAUUCAUCUGGAAAUACGCGCAACUGUUCUGGUUCCGCUGGUUCUGUGCAGCAAUCGCCAAGAAGUGCAGGAGAACUGGUAGAAAGUCUAAAACUAAUGAGUUUGUGCUUGGGCUCCCAGUUACAUAAUGGAGCCAAGUAUAUAAUAGACUCUCAGAAUAAUCUUUCCUUUUCUAGCGUCAAAGUGCAGGAGAAGUCCAGUUGGAAGAUGUGCAUCAGCGCAAAUGGUAGUGCCGGCAAAGCUGUACCCACAGGCAGCAUAAAGCUGUUCUCUGACCAAAUGUCAGACUCUGCAAACGAACUUGGACUCUUAAAGAAAAAGAACUUUAAAAACAAUGUACUACAGCUACCUCUUUGUGAAAAAACAAUAUCUGUGAAUAUCCAGCGGAAUCCCAAGGAGGGACUUCUGUGUACCGCGAGUCAAACCAGUUGUUGCCAUGUGAUUUAAUGACGUCUCAAUGUACAGAGCAGUUUGACACAUGCUUAAUGCUCAUGGCUGCAAACAUUGUUUUUUGUGUAUAUUCCACUUUGUCGUCUUAAUGUUUUUUUUUUAAGUGGACUUUAUUGGCAGUUAUUUAUUACCAUUUUAUUUUGUGUGUUGCCAGACUGAAGAGCAAACAGCAUUGCACUGGAUUUGUGCACGCUGCUAGCUGACACAUCCUUUUUUCUUGCAGUUGAUAUUACGUUUUUAUCGUGUAAAAUUUCACAUUUUAAUAUGAAAAAAAAAAAACAUGGAUCCACAUUGAGUGUAGCCCAGAGCAUACUACGUAAGGAGCACUUAGAAAUUUCAUGUUCAGCACUUAAGCUAAGAAAUCCUCGUUUUGGUUUUCUUAUGAUCUUAAUUCCAGUCCCAACGUCUGUGAUUGUGAUAUACGUCUGUGUGUGUGAGAUAGAACCAAAGCAAUAACGUUUCAAUGUUGAGCGCUCCCACGGGGGCUUUCAGAAAUUCCAAGGCUUGCACAAAGCAAACAUGCACAGAUGCACGGCGUUCCAAAUUUCUAUGUCUGACACCUGUCUGCAUAACUGGAUCCUAUUUACGAGUAGCCCCAAGUAUUUCAAAAGUAUACGAAGAUCAAAUGAUACUUAUUCUGCUGUAGUGAUGAGAUGUGUUUGCACCCCGUUUAAAUGUGUCCUAAAUAAAUCCCUUAUCCUAAUAGUUAUCUAGAUAACGGGACUCGAGCAUAUUGUCUAAGGUUUUUCCUUCCAGAUCUAAGUAGGGUUCAUGAUCUCCUCAUCAGAAUAUCUUCAUUGUGCAAAAUGACCAAAAUGAAGCCAUUUAUCGGCAUGAUCUAUAACUCUCUUAGUGAUUUUAGCACACGGAUGUACUCUGGCUUCAGAAAAUAUUGCAAAAUGCAAAUCUGUUAUGUUUUUCUUUAUUUUUAUUUAAUCGGUUGGCCCCAUGUGUGAUCCUGUGCUCUUUACUCAGCAUUUCCAGUCUGCCACGCGCAGCGUUAUCUGUAGCAGAGGAUCGCUGAAAUGUAAUAGCCCCGGGGGCCUGAUAGAAAUGCACUACUACUUUUUUUUUUAUUAGUCUAAGUGAUUGUGCCCUCAGCUUAAUCAAAACUACCAAAGAGCCCAGUGUCUUGGAAAGGAAUUCUUUAAUCACAUGCUCGGUCCCCGUACUGCAUACAUUUCAUUUAUUAGAUUGGUCUUUUUAACCCUUCCUUGCCCAUUAUUAGAAUAUUUUUAACGGAGCGCGUUACGGCUAUAUCGACGGUUUCUCUUCAGACGGUGUUUAAGUUUUACUCUAUUGACCCCUUUUUCAUCGGUUUGCUAUUUAUUAAUUUAAUGCAGUAUCCGUGGCGACACGGGGAAGCCAUAGAGCAGGUUUUACAGCGAAUCCUUAAGCAGGGAUUUUGUAAGUGAACCGGGGAGAUAUUAUGGUAAUAUUACCUUUUGUUGUACAAUAUGGCCAUUUCUUUUCUUAAGGGGCAUUGGCAAUAAAUUAUGUUGCAGCUGUUUUUUUUUUUUUGAGCUUUGUAAAUAUAUAUAUAUUUUAUGUGCAGCCUUGGAAUGGCACUUUUUAAUUAUUCCCAUGUGUCUGCUGUUUCAAACUGUUUAUAUAUACAUAUGUAUAUAUGGUGCUCAAUAAUGAAUGGCUGUGUUGACAGUUCAUGCUGCAUAUAGAUGUAUUAUAAUAGCCUUAUUAGUUAUGUAUGAUUGAAACUGGGUGUACAGGCCUUUUGUUGAUCCGUUUCUGCAGUUGUCCAUACGUGACUGACUGUGCAUGUGACAUUUGUCAUGUUAAACCUUGUUCCCUAAACGGAACGGCGAAAAUAACCACUACAGUAAGAUAUUGGACCAAACUAUGAACGUGUUUUAACCCUACCUUGUACCCUCCUAACGUUCCUUCAGAAGUUGCAUAUAGCUACAUUAGUGUACAAAUUAAAUAUUGUGAAAAUCUGUUAGCCUUGUAUUUUUCUAUAUGUGUAUAUGAUGUAACUGGCAACAUUAUGUAGCUGAAGAUCGGGAAAUCAUACAUAGGUGUAAAGGGUAGCACUGCGGUAAAAUAGUAUUAAUUAAUAUCAGUUUGUCUAUAAAUAUGCAGAGUAAAACCAGGGUUGAUAGAGUAGCAUAGAAAAUGCUUAUCUUGCCGGUGCGUGAGAACAGACGUUUAAUUUGUAAACUAAAAACCAAAAUGGCUGUUGAAAAUAAAAAGUUGUUUAGGUCAAUAGA
Messenger RNA from Spea bombifrons (plains spadefoot toad), 5003 nucleotides. It is a transcript of the gene SNRK, whose product is annotated as SNF related kinase. Bases 487 to 2775 code for a protein of 762 amino acids. The transcript has 6 exons. Gene Ontology annotation, molecular function: protein serine/threonine kinase activity; tau-protein kinase activity; ATP binding. Gene Ontology annotation, biological process: microtubule cytoskeleton organization; protein phosphorylation; intracellular signal transduction. Gene Ontology annotation, cellular component: cytoplasm. Lineage: Eukaryota; Metazoa; Chordata; Amphibia; Anura; Pelobatidae. The record is from RefSeq and is a predicted model, not a curated record.